GAAACAUGGCGCAGGUAGCUUCCAAAACAUGCGAUAUUUGUUCUAGUGCGUUAACUGAGCAUUAUUGUAUUGAUUGUGAACAGUAUUUUUGUGAGACUUGUAAAGGCUUACACAAAAGACAAAAAGUUUCAAGAAAUCAUGAAUUUCAGAGUAGUUCAGAUUUGAUCCAGGAAGUAAAAUCCAAAUGUAAAGAACACGACGAGGAUUUUAUCUUUUUAUGUUCUAGCUGUGAUGUUCCUGUUUGUAGAAGAUGUAUUUCAGGUAAACACAAUGGUCAUAAAGUCGCUAAUAUAGAUGAUUCCAUCACCAAUUUGACUCAGGACAUCAACAUAGCAAUCGAAAAAAGACUUAACAUUGCAACUAAAAACGUAACACAGAUAAACAGUGAACUGAAAGCUUUUGAUUUGGACGUUAACUCCGUCAUUAAAGAAAUAAGAGAUGAAGGACACAAAAUGAAAGCCAUGAUUGAUCGCGUAGUCCAAAAAAUGAUCGACGAUAUAAAUAGUAAAGCAAAGCAGGAACGGGAAAAACUGACAAAAAUGGUUAUAGAAGCGCAAACUGGAUUACAGGGGAUAACUGGUUUGGAUCUAAAGAGAAAGGAACUCGAGAAAACAAGACGAGAUGCUGCUCUAUUUGAAAAGUUAAAAACCCUGAAUAGUGAUAUAGAUAAGUUCCAGGCUAUCACGGUUCCAGUGCUUCCUUUUUUUAAAUGUACACCAAAAGGAAUAAAUGAACAAAAUUUGGUUAAUUUGUUUGGAACAUAUAGUGUGAGUGAAACUCACAGAAUACAGUCAGAAUCAGCACCAGCAGAAAUAAAAAAGGAAAGUGAAACUCACAGUAUACAGUCAGAAUCAGAACCAGAAAGUAUACAGUCAGAAUCAGCACCAGAAAGUGAAACUCACAGUAUACAGUCAGAAUCAGCACCAGAAAGUGAAACUCACAGUAUACAGUCAGAAUCAGCACCAGAAAGUGAAACUCACAGUAUACAGUCAGAAUCAGCACCAGAAAGUGAAACUCACAGAGUACAGUCAGAAUCAGCACCAGAAAGUGAAACUCACAGUAUACAGUCAGAAUCAGCACCAGAAAGUGAAAGUCACAGUAUACAGUCAGAAUCAGCACCAGAAAGUGAAACUCACAGUAUACAGUCAGAAUCAGCACCAGAACGUGAAACUCACAGUAUACAGUCAGAAUCAGCACCAGCAGAAAUAAAAAAGGAAAGUGAAACUCACAGUAUACAGUCAGAAUCAGCACCAGAAAGUGAAACUCACAGUAUACAGUCAGAAUCAGCACCAGAACGUGAAACUCACAGUAUACAGUCAGAAUCAGCACCAGCAGAAAUACAAACAGAAAGUGAAACUCACAGUAUACAGUCAGAAUCAGCACCAGAAAGUGAAACUCACAGUAUACAGUCAGAAUCAGCACCAGAAAGAGGUGAAGUGCAUUGGCAGAUGAUGGAUACAAGAAGUGUUUAUAGAUGCACAUGCGGGCAUGAGAUUACAAUAACAUUUCAUAGCCCUUUGUAA
This is a messenger RNA of Mytilus californianus (California mussel), 1523 nucleotides long. RefSeq lists its product as uncharacterized. The transcript is spliced from 20 exons. The coding region runs from base 6 to 1523 and encodes 505 amino acids. Gene Ontology annotation, molecular function: zinc ion binding. Lineage: Eukaryota; Metazoa; Mollusca; Bivalvia; Mytilida; Mytilidae. The record is from RefSeq and is a predicted model, not a curated record.